This is a messenger RNA of Apodemus sylvaticus (European woodmouse), 1539 nucleotides long. It is a transcript of the gene Rbfa, whose product is annotated as ribosome binding factor A. Gene Ontology annotation, biological process: rRNA processing. The record is from RefSeq and is a predicted model, not a curated record. The transcript has 6 exons. Bases 112 to 1191 code for a protein of 359 amino acids. NCBI's taxonomy places the organism in Eukaryota, Metazoa, Chordata, Mammalia, Rodentia, Muridae.
CCACACGUGGCUCGGGGCUUCCUGUUGUCUACUCGCGUCCUUGGUCGUCUAGGGCUUACACAGCGAUCCAUCCUACGCCCGCUCGUGCUUGCGAGCCCCGCGCUCCGAGGCAUGUGGGCGGGCGUCGCGGGACUGAGAGGCUCCUGCACGGGGCUUCAGGUUCUGCGGGGCGGCCACAGGGCCGCGCUUCUUCCCGGCCGCGAGUCGGCCCUGCACACCUCGGUCGCCUCCUGCGGCAGCAAGAACUUGCUCAAGAAAUUUGCUUCGAAAACCAGAAAGAAGUUUUGGUAUGAAGGUCCAUCCCUGGGGUCUCACUUGACUCCCAGGCCGUCCAGGUAUGAGUUCCUCACAAAGAAUACCUUCAAAAAGACCAGGAAGGAAGACAGUAUACGCCUGAAAGUCCUGAAUGGCCUUCUCUACAAAUCAUUAUCGGAACUGCUGUGCACUCCUGAAGUGAGCCAGGAGGUGUACGACCUGAAUGUGGAGCUCUCCAAGGUCUCCGUGACUUCUGACUUCUCAGCCUGCCGGGUGUACUGGAAGACAGGGGUCUCUGCCGAGCAGAACAAGCACACGGAGGCCGUGCUGCAGAGGAGCGCCGCCUACAUGAGGCAUCUUCUGCUAUCUCAGCAAACCCUGAGGAAUGUUCCACCCAUAGUGUUUGUUCAAGACAAAAGAGACAUAGUCCUGGCUGAGGUAGAUCGGUUACUGGCAGUGGCUGACUUUGGACCCCCAGAUGAAAGGGAUGAUUUGGACGGUUUGAGGAACCCUGCCCAGGCACCACCCGACUCCCCAGAACCAAGCACACACCCAAAUCUCUGUGGGAUUGACCACGAGGCACUGAAUAAGCAAAUAAUGGAGUACAAACGCAAGAAGGAGCGAGGGCUUCAGUGUAUGAGCCUGGUGCCACCAUCAGGGCGGGAGCAGGCGCCUGAUCCAACCCGUUUGCUCCGGAAGAGAAAGAAGGCCCGAUCCCGGCAGCACCGGAACGCUUCCCCCAGAAGCUUCCUUUUGGGUGAGGAGGAUGAGGGCGAGGACAGCAGCACGGAGUGGGAAUGCCACGCCCAUGAGGCAGAGGACGAGUGGGAAGCAGAGCAUGAAGCUCUGGGGCAAAAGAGAGCAGGGGUAGGGGUGGAGCCUCCGAGCUCCCCGCCCCUGCCUGUGGGUCCGACUGCAGGCCGGAGCCGCCUCUGAGCAGAAUGGGGAGUUUACUUCCCGGACAGGAGAUGAAGGAGGAGCUCUUGGUGCUGACCAUCCUUGCACCGCUUUCCAGCUACCUGUACACCCCAAUACUUGUCUGGACUCCCUGGUUUUUCUCCAACAUUCAUGAAUAACUAAAAAAGAAAUAACAUCACUGAGAGACUCACAAACCUGGUGUAUCUUACCUCAUAGUCACUGGCGAAGGCAGCCUAGCCUCAGUGGCAGGUUUGCUGAGCACAGAACCCAGAGGACUGCAUCUGCAGAGCUCCACCGCAGAUCCUCAGUGAUAGGACCUUGUCCCUUGUCCCGGAUAAAUAAAGUAUUUUGUAUUUACUCUGAGAA